Messenger RNA from Rangifer tarandus platyrhynchus (Svalbard reindeer), 327 nucleotides. The record is from the annotation of a GenBank genome assembly. Lineage: Eukaryota; Metazoa; Chordata; Mammalia; Artiodactyla; Cervidae.
AUGCGGCCUUCCAAACCUCUAAGCCCGAAGAAACCGCUCCAGCCCUACCGAGGACCUACUUCGCGGCCCGGUUUGCAGAGCUCACCAGGGGUCCACAGGGGCCCGCUCCUUUCGGUUCAGGAGCUCAAAGGUGGCGCCAAGCGACCAAGAAGUGUGACCCCAGACGAGAAAGAGCUACCCACCUCGGAGUCGGAAAAUCGCCGCGUGAACCUCGCUUCCGUGUUCUGUCUCCUGGGCUACUCAGGAUUGGCUCCUGUACGAGGGCGGGGCCUCGCGGCAACUUUUCAUGAGCCCUCGCGGCACUCGACAGCCAAUGAGAGGAGUUGA